AUGGACGGUAAGGAGGGUUGCUACAAGUAUGGUGAUAUAGGGUAUAAGAUGAGGGACUGUCAGGUGGCUUCUAGUAAAGAGAGGAAUUCUGAGAGGGCUCGAUGUAAAGGUGGGACUUCUCAACCCAAACCUGGUGGUGGUUUUAUUGCAUCUACUAUUUUCAAGUAUUCCAAUUAUGGGAAAAACCAUAAGAGAGAGUGUUUAGCAGGGUUGGAUACUUGUUAUAGGUGUGGAAAGCUGGGUCAUCAUGUAAAAGAGUGUAGGAGUGGUAUUAGACCUUUGGAUCUGGCCCAGACUACAUGUUGUCCAGAUCAAAGUGCUACUACGUCAGAUGGCGGUCAACGUUAA
Molecule: messenger RNA, 348 nt
Organism: Solanum dulcamara
Lineage: Eukaryota; Viridiplantae; Streptophyta; Magnoliopsida; Solanales; Solanaceae
Product: cold shock protein 1-like
Exons: 1
Coding region: 1-348 (115 amino acids)
Molecular function (GO): zinc ion binding; nucleic acid binding
Source: RefSeq, a predicted model, not a curated record